CUCCCUCAGUCUGUGUGAUUUCUUUAAUCCUCGUGACUCCCGACGGCUUCCUUUGGCCGCCUUCAAUCCCAUUCGCCCUUUUAAUGCGUCAGGAGUAGAUCUCGUCACGGGGGACAAGAGGGAGAGGGAAAGAAGGAGGGAAGCCGGCAGCGGCAGCAAGAAGAAGCAGAUGACGAUGAGCGGAGCAAGAUAGGGGCUUGGAGUUCUUUAUUUGGCUUGCUCGCUCGGCGUCUUGGUGUCCCGUCGGACUUCGUGCUACCCACAUUCCUCAGAUUUCUCGGUUUUGUUCCCUAAGGGUCUCUGUGAAGAUCACUUUUGCUGGUCGGGAUGGUGAAUGUAGCAUGACUUUUUUUUAUGUUCUAUCAAUCCUCACAUCGGUUCCAAGAUUUACAAAGACGAGGGCUGCAACGAGCAUCAGGUGCGACGCCCCAGGAGGAAGUGCGAGGAAAGGCUGUUGCUUUUGAUCCGCGGAAUGACUAUUGACAAUCCACCAAUGACAGCACAAGUUACCAGGGCAAGCCAAUCUUCCUUUAGCUCCGGCAAUGGAAAUGUAACACCUUUGCACAAUUCUGCUGCCAGCGUAAAUGGGGAUGGAUAUGACAGUGAUGGAUCCUACUUCGCUCCUCCUACCCCGACGACCCUGUCAAUGUCUCUACCCACAGAGCUUGCUGGGGCUAUAUCUUUGAUUGAUAAAUUCCAGGUUGAGGGGUUUUUACGAUCCAUGCAGAAACAGAUCCAGUCUGCUGGGAAACGUGGAUUCUUCUCUAAAAAAUCUGUAGGUCCUCAAGUUCGUGAAAAAUUUACAUUGGAAGACAUGCUGUGCUUUCAAAAGGAUUCAAUUCCAACUUCUCUGCUUAAAAUAAGCAGUGACCUGGUAAGCCGGUCUGUAAAGUUGUUCCAGAUGAUCUUGAAGUACAUGGGGAUUGAUUCUUCAGAUAAAAUAAUGGUGCUGAGUCUUGAAGAGCGCAUAGAGCUAAUUGCAAAAAUUUAUAAGCACACUUUGAAGCGUUCUGAACUUCGAGAUGAGCUCUUUGUCCAGAUAUCAAAGCAAACACGCAAAAAUUCUGAUAGAAACUCUAUGAUAAAAGCUUGGGAGCUCAUGUACUUAUGUGCAUCUGCCAUGCCCCCAAGCAAGGAUAUUGGAGCAUAUUUAUCAGAAUAUGUUCAUUAUGUAGCUCAUGGGGUGAACAACGAACCUGAAGUCCAAGUCCUUGCUUUGAAUACACUGAAUGCAUUAAAGAAUUCAGUAAAGGCAGGACCUCGGCUUAUAAUACCUGCACGGGAGGAGAUUGAAGCUCUUUUGACUGGCAAAAAGCUUACAACAAUUGUAUUUUUUCUGGAUGAAACUUUUGAAGAAAUUACUUAUGACAUGGCAACAACUGUCGCUGAUGCUGUGGAGGAACUUGCAGGAAUCAUCAAACUCUCAGUGUAUUCCAGUUUCAGUCUAUUUGAGUGCCGAAAAGUUGUCAAUGGUUCAAAAUCUACUGAUGCUGGCAAUGAGGAAUAUUUAGCUUUAGAUGAUAACAAGUAUGUUGGUGAUUUGCUGGCUGAAUUUAAGGCAGCUAAGGACCGUAGUAAAGGAGAGAUCUUGCACUGCAAGCUCAUCUUUAAGAAACGAUUGUUUCGGGAAUCAGAUGAAGCUGUAGCUGAUCCAAUGUUUGUCCAGUUGUCAUAUGUACAGUUACAACAUGAUUAUAUGCUUGGAAAUUAUCCUGUUGGAAGGGAUGAUGCUGCACAAUUGUCUGCUUUGCAAAUUUUGGUUGAUAUUGGCUCUGUUGAAAAUCCUGAUUCAUGUGUUGAAUGGAUAUCACUUCUCGAAAGAUUUCUUCCUAGACAAAUUGCUGUUACACGAGCAAAGCAAGAUUGGGAGCUUGAUGUCAUCUCACGCUAUCGAUUAUUGGAACAUUUGUCAAAGGAUGAUGCUAAACAGCAGUUCCUUAGAAUCUUGAGAACUCUUCCUUAUGGAAAUUCUGUUUUUUUCAGUGUGCGGAAGAUAGAUGAUCCUAUAGGUCUUUUACCUGGACGAAUCAUUUUAGGAAUCAAUAAGCGUGGGGUUCAUUUUUUCCGUCCAGUUCCAAAAGAGUACUUGCAUUCCGCAGAGCUAAGAGACAUUAUGCAGUUUGGUAGCAGCAAUACUGCUGUAUUUUUCAAGAUGAGGGUUGCUGGUGUUCUUCACAUUUUUCAGUUUGAAACUAAGCAGGGUGAAGAAAUAUGUGUUGCUCUUCAGACACAUAUAAAUGAUGUGAUGCUCCGUCGAUAUGCAAAAGCACGCUCUGCUACUGGUGGAUCUAGUCAGGGUGAUAUUUCUCAAACAGUCAAAGCUCCAGGCCUAGAUUUAUAUGAAAAACGUGUACAAGAUUUGUCAAGAGCUGCUGAAGAAUCUCAAAAGAAUGCUGAUCAUUUGUUGGAAGAACUGAAUUUAAAAGAGAAACGAGAAGCAGAGAUGCAGGCGGAACUGGAAGAGCUCAAAGAAUCAUUGAGGCUGGAGAGGCAAAGUCUAAGAGAUAUUUCUUGUGAUCGCGACAAACUUAAAGCAAUAUGUGCUGAGAAAGAUUCUGCUUUGCAGUCUGCAUUGCUGGAUAAAAGUAAUUUGGAGGCUGCAGUAGCGAGAGCAAACAUUAAAGAACGAUUUCCAGUUGACUCCAAUCAUGAGAAGGAGCUUCUGGUUGUAUCUAACAAACAUGGGAAAGGUGAUUUAAUCAUGGGGAGUAUGAAGACAGAUAGUGUCGACAUCAAGUCAUUAAGCAAAACACAAGAGGAUCUGAAGGCAUGUAUGAAGGAGUUGCAUGCAUCAAAAGAAAGUUAUAAAACUUUGCUGAAGGAGAAAUCUUUGUUUGAACAAAAGAUCCAAAGGCUUGAGAAAAGGAAAAAUGAUGAGAAGAGUACAUUAGAGAAGAAGUUCGAAGAGGAACGGAGAAUACUCAAGACACGUAUUACAGAACUGGAACAUAAAUUGCAGGGCAUCAUGCAGGACUUGAGUAUUGCUAAUGCUUCUAUUUCUAUGAAAAACAAAGAAAUAGAUGAACUACAAAAUAAUGCAAAAGAGUUGGAGGAAUUACGAGAGUGGAAAGCGGUAUAUACAGCGGACAUUGAUAGAAAGAACGAACAAACUGCUGCCAUUUUGAAGAAACAGGGGGCACAACUAAUUGAGCUAGAAGCACUUUAUAAGGAAGAGCAGGUUUUACGGAAGAAAUACUAUAAUAUGAUUGAAGAUAUGAAAGGAAAAAUUAGGGUGUUUUGUCGUUUGCGACCUCUAAAUGAGAAGGAGAUUUCUGAAGGGGAAAAGAAUAUAGUUGCUAGUCUUGAUGAAUUUACACUUGCCCAUCCAUGGAAGGAUGAAAAGUCAAAACAACAUAUCUAUGAUCGUGUUUUCAAUCAAAGUGCUUCUCAGAAUGAGGUUUUUGAAGAUACAAAGUAUUUGGUGCAAUCCGCAGUUGAUGGAUAUAAUGUUUGCAUAUUUGCAUAUGGGCAAACCGGUUCUGGAAAGACUUUCACAAUUUAUGGUUCAGAAAGUAAUCCUGGACUUACACCAAGAGCAACUGAGGAACUUUUUAGAGUUAUAAAGCGUGACAGCAGCAAGUAUUCUUUUUCCUUAAAGGUAUAUAUGGUAGAACUGUAUCAAGACACUCUUGUGGAUCUCUUACUACCAAAAAGUGCAAAACGCUUGAAGUUGGAAAUAAAAAAGGAUUCAAAGGGAUUAGUCUCAAUUGAGAAUGUGACAAUUGUGCACAUUUCUAACUUUGAUGAAUUGAAGGCUAUUAUUUCUAGAGGAUCUGAGCAACGACAUACUGCCGGGACUCAAAUGAAUGAUGAAAGUUCAAGAUCACAUUUGAUAGUCUCAAUUAUUAUUGAAAGUACAAAUCUUCAAACUCAAUCUUUAGCUAGAGGAAAGCUUAGUUUUGUAGAUCUUGCUGGUUCUGAAAGGGUUAAGAAGUCCGGCUCUUCAGGAAACCAAUUGAAGGAAGCUCAGAGUAUCAAUAAGUCUCUCUCAGCUCUUGCGGACGUUAUUAUUGCUUUGUGUUCUGAUGGACAACAUAUACCAUAUAGGAAUCAUAAGUUGACUAUGCUCAUGAGUGACUCUCUUGGUGGCAAUGCGAAGACUUUAAUGUUUGUGAAUGUCUCUGCAGCAGAGUCAAACUUGGAAGAGACAUAUAACUCUCUAAUGUAUGCAUCAAGGGUACGAUUAAUUGUAAAUGACCCAAGCAAGAAUGUUUCAUCCAAAGAGGUUGCACGCCUAAAGAAGUUGGUAGCUUAUUGGAAAGAACAAGCAGGAAAGCGAGGCGAAGAUGAAGAACUAGAAGAGAUUCAGGAUGAACGACACUCAAAAGAGAGAUCAGAAGGUAGGGUUUCCUCUUGAAAGUGUAGCUUCAACACCAUGAAGCACCUUCAUCAUCACUGCACCUUCUCAGUUGGGAAAUGCAGAUGGCAUGCUCAAUGUUGCCAGCAGCAUGUUGUAUAAUGUUCGUGGCAUGCUCAGUUUUGUCAUCAACGCAUGUACACUGUUCUCUAAGUAUGCUGAUGUACAGUCAGAAGUCAUAAUUUUUAGACACAAAUCAUAAGAAAAGAUUACUCCAAAGAUUGUAAAUCAUGUGAUUUUGUUCAUCAUGAGUGUGCUCUUUUCCA
Musa acuminata AAA Group (dessert banana) is the source of this 4623-nucleotide messenger RNA. Its product is annotated as kinesin-like protein KIN-14I. The record is from RefSeq and is a predicted model, not a curated record. Gene Ontology annotation, biological process: microtubule-based movement. Bases 473 to 4357 code for a protein of 1294 amino acids. Gene Ontology annotation, cellular component: cytoskeleton. The transcript has 24 exons. Gene Ontology annotation, molecular function: microtubule binding; oxidoreductase activity; microtubule motor activity. NCBI's taxonomy places the organism in Eukaryota, Viridiplantae, Streptophyta, Magnoliopsida, Zingiberales, Musaceae.